UAAAGAAAUCCUUCUGCCAUCUGUUGAAAACGGUUGGAAACAAAUCUAUCACUUUAAAAACAUUUUAAAGCUCGAAUGAUUUUACAUUUUGGUCAAAGCUAAGGUUAUUCAAGUAAAGCAAUAGGCCUCAGCUAUAAUUUGUGUCUUUGUGUGCGUCAAGACGCGAUCAUCACGUCGAAUGUCGGUGUUUUGAAAGGAGAUGGCUGGUUGCUGGUGAGGGAUUGGGAUUACCCUACAGCGGAAAACGUACCCAACAAGAUUAUGAACGGUGAAAGAUCCAGACAAGACUCCCCCUGUAUGGGUGAUGGCAGAACGUCUGCAGUCAUACGACAGUAACUCCAGUGACACCGAAAACUGGGAACGAAACGCAACAAGCCGACCUCGCAAACUCUGCAAGCACUUGAGAAGCACUCAGGCCAGAGCAUAUAGAGUGGAGGCAGAACAGAGGAAGAUGAGCAUGCAUGGUGCCAGUGGAGGCUGUGACCGCUCACGUGACCGUCGCCGCUCCAGUGAUCGCUCCAGAGACUCCUCGCACGAGAGAGACGGCCAGCUCACCCCCUGCAUUCGGAACGUCACCUCACCCACCCGCCAACACAACAGUGACCGAGAACGAGAUGGUGGCUCGUCAUCGAGGCCCAGCAGCCCGCGGCCUCAGAGAAUCUCUCCCAGCGGCUCCAGCAGCAGCGGGGUGGUGAGCAGUCGCAACAGCAGCCUGUCGAGUACUGAAGGCACCUUCAAGAGCUUGGCAGUCGGAGAGAUGGUGUUUGUCUAUGAGAAUCCCAAGGAGGGGGGAGCGGGUGCGACCGUGGGAAACCGAAAUAUUAGGACCUCAGAAAGAGUCACUCUGAUUGUGGACAACACGCGCUUUGUAGUAGAUCCGUCCAUCUUCACUGCACAACCCAAUACCAUGCUGGGCAGAAUGUUUGGAUCUGGAAGAGAACAUAAUUUCACACGGCCCAACGAGAAGGGGGAGUACGAAGUGGCUGAGGGCAUUAGCUCCACCGUUUUCCGAGCAAUUCUGGAUUACUACAAAUCUGGGAUAAUCCGCUGUCCUGAUGGAAUCUCUAUCCCUGAGUUGCGGGAGGCCUGUGACUAUCUAUGCAUCUCCUUCGACUAUAGCACCAUCAAAUGCAGAGACCUCAGUGCCCUGAUGCAUGAGCUUUCCAAUGAUGGAGCUCGGCGCCAAUUUGAGUUCUACCUGGAGGAGAUGGUGCUGCCUUUGAUGGUAGCCAGUGCCCAGAGCGGAGAGAGGGAAUGUCACAUUGUAGUCCUUACUGAUGAUGAUGUGGUUGACUGGGACGAAGAGUAUCCACCACAGAUGGGGGAGGAGUAUUCUCAGAUCAUCUACAGCACAAAACUCUACAGAUUCUUCAAGUACAUUGAGAACCGAGAUGUUGCCAAAUCAGUUUUAAAGGAUAGAGGAUUAAAGAAAAUAAGACUGGGUAUUGAAGGUUAUCCUACAUAUAAAGAGAAAGUCAAAAAACGACCAGGAGGUCGCCCGGAGGUCAUUUACAACUACGUCCAGAGGCCCUUCAUCCGCAUGUCCUGGGAAAAGGAAGAAGGUAAAAGCCGCCACGUGGACUUCCAGUGUGUCAAGUCCAAAUCCAUCACUAACCUGGCGGCAGCAGCAGCAGACAUCCCCCAGGACCAGCUGGUGGUGAUGCACCCCGGCCCCCAGGUGGACGAACUGGACGUCCUACCCAAUCCCCCACCCAGUGGGAAUCAGUACAGCAGCAACUACAGCAAUGAGCCUGACCCUGAUGCACCUUCACCUGCCGUUUGAGGACACACGGGUCCUCCUUCAAUGCCUCUUCCCCUCCAACGUCUCUAGUCCUUCCCCAGCAUGCUGCAGCAUGGAGUGCCAGGGGCACCAUAACCAUAUUGCCUUGACACCUCCUUUGCAGCCUUAGAGCCUCAAGAACCUGGUCAACUGAAGAAAAAGAAGCAUGAGGGACUUAAGACUGAUGAAAGGAACAGAUCAAUAUUGUUUUUGUUUUGAUUUUUUACUUGACCAAAGGAAUUUAUUUUUCUGUUUGGGGAAAAAAAGAUGUUAAACACUUAUUAACAUUAUUAUUUACAAAUGUUGACUCUUAAUCGGAUGGUUUUGGUUGAGCACUCAUGUGAUGUCACUGUUUUUUCCACAGGGUUUUAUUUCACUGAUGAUAUUGAUUUUGAUUAUCUUGAGUGGCCUAACUACUUAAUGUGCUUUGGGGAAAAUGACUUUCUGGUCAUUGAAGGAAUACUUUUCGUUGCAUAGUGUCAUGAUCCCUGGUUCAGCUCCUGAGAUUUCUAUAAAUCUUGUCAUUGGGUAUGUAGUUGUUGGCUGGAUCUGAUAUGUGAUGUUAUGCUCUUCCCGCAGCCAUGAUUUUAAGCAGAGCACAGGCUAACCCUGUCCUCGUCAGAAUCUUUUUGUGAAAAGCUUGAAAUUGUUGUUCAAAAAUAAAACGUAAAAUCAUCAAAUAAAGAGAUCACAAUAACCUUUGGGUAUAUUAAAU
Pungitius pungitius (ninespine stickleback) is the source of this 2495-nucleotide messenger RNA. RefSeq names its product BTB (POZ) domain containing 10b (gene btbd10b). The transcript has 9 exons. The coding region runs from base 305 to 1783 and encodes 492 amino acids. Gene Ontology annotation, molecular function: protein binding. Gene Ontology annotation, cellular component: cytoplasm. Gene Ontology annotation, biological process: positive regulation of phosphorylation. Lineage: Eukaryota; Metazoa; Chordata; Actinopteri; Perciformes; Gasterosteidae. The record is from RefSeq and is a predicted model, not a curated record.